AACUAAACCUAGUUAAUGAUAGUAACAUGGAAAUACAAAACAAAUACUGUCUGCCAUUGUUUGGAAUAUCAUUCAUUGCUGAUUUCAUUGAAGCUGCAUUAAGAAUGAUAUAUAAACAGUGCCACUGAAUGCAUUAGAACUAUUCUGAGGAUUUGGGACAAAACAAACAUACUAAAUGUUUAAAUUACAUUAACUCAAUUUAAUCAGAAGAAAAUAAAAACAUAAAAUGCUUAAAUUGGGAACUUUUCGGUGGCAUGCAAAAUCCUUGCUAUCGUGCCAUUUAGUAUGUUUGCAAAUGACUAAAAUUUUCAGAUAAUGCCCUAACAGCAAAUCAGCCAUUUGCAAAAAAGCACUAUGCAAAAGUUAUUUUUUUUUUACCAAAAACUAAACCUAGUCCAUGAGAAAUGCAAAUAUUUUUCUACAAAACAAAUAUUGCAUCUAGACACUCUAUACAUUUUGAGUCUGCUGUGUGGAAAGAUAUACCAAAUAACUGAAUGAAUAAGAUGUUAUUUGAAAUAUCAUCCAUUGCUUAUUCCACUGAAGCUGAAUUUACAAUGAAUUCGUUUUUUUUUUUUUUUUUUUUUUUGUGAAUAGUGCCAGUACAUUCUUCAGAACUAAACGGAGAAGCUGGGACCAAAUGCACAUAUAACAUUUCAAUUUUAACUAAUUUGACUGUUUUUAAUUGUUAGUCAAAAUGGUUAAUAGGUGAAACAAGCAUUUUUAUCAAAUACAUUUACAUUUUUCUAUUAACAUGCCUUUUGCAUAUUAGUGCCAUUUUGCAAUGCCUAAAAUAUUCAGACUCAAACAACAAAAUGUGUAUUUGCAAAAAGGCAUGAUGCGGAGAAAUGUUGACAAUUAUUUGCAUGCCACCAUAUAUUCCCUAACUAUUUUUUUACCUAAAAGUCUCUUCAGUUUUAAGAAUUUUUUGUUAUUCUUGUUAAAUAAUUGUAUAGAUUCAUGAUGCUAAAAUCAGCAGUUGUUUUACCUUUGUUUGUUUACAUUUUCAGGCAAAAAAAAAAAGGAGAUUAGAAAAAGUGAAUGUAAAAAGCAUUUCAAUGCACGUGGGGAUGUAUUCUCAGAAGGCAUGACAUUUGUAUCAGAAGCUGCAGGCAACUACGCUUGGCAGUGAUAAGCCAAAGUGACGCAGUCAUGACGUCUCUUUUUCCAUCAGUACUGGUGCUGCCCUCUGUCUGCAGAAUCUUUCGUUCUCAGAAUGACGCGUGGUUUGCACAGAAUGGAGAAAAGCACAUUCCCGUUUGGCAGCACAGAGCAGGAGGAGAAAGGAGAGUCAGCUGUUCAAGGAGUUAACUGCUCUUCUGCCUCUGGACCCCAGUACGGAUGGUCAGCGAGACAAAGCUUCAGUCAUACGUCUCACAGUCGCUUACCUGCACCUGAGGGAUCUUAUGAACACCUGUGCACUGUCCAUGAUGACUCAGUCAUCUCCUCCUUCACCAGGAGUAUCGGCUAAAUCUCAUGAAAGGGAGUUGCUAGAUUCUGCCUUCGGAGGGUUUGUGCUUUUGUUGUCUUUGAAUGGCAAGGUCAUCUUCACCACUAAGGGCAUAACUACACACACUGGAAUUAACCAGAUGGAUUUGAUCGGAAGGAGUUUGUUGGAGUUCUUGCAUCCAUGUGAUCAGAUGGAGGUCAAAGACCUUCUCACGAGACUGAUCGGCAACCGAGGACAGCAAGAAUGUGAGGUGUUCCUCCGAAUUAAAAGUGUGAUGAACCAGAAGCUGACUCCUUGGAAAAUUAUUCAGUGUACUGGAAAGAAAAAGUCAUCUUCCACACCUGGAUCCAGUUGUCUAGUCCUUCAGUGCAGGGUUCUGCCCAUGCAAGACGUCACUGAACUGAAUGCAGCACUGAAUAUAAGUACAUUCAUGAGCGUACACAGCCCAGACAUGAAGUUCACCUACUGCCACUCAAGGGUUGUGAAGUUGACUGGCUUUCAUGACACAGAGCUGUUGGGCCAAUCUGUGUACCAGUACUAUCAUCCAUCUGACUGCCAGAAAAUCCACAGGGCACACGUUUACUUGUUUUCCAAGGGUCAGGUGUCGACUGGUAAAUAUCGGCUGCUGCACGGACAUGGUGGCUAUGUGUGGGCAGAAACAGACGCGUCAUUGGUGUGCAACAGUCGUACUGGUGUGCCAGAGAGUGUCGUCUGCAUCAAUUACAUUCUUAGUGGAGUGGAGCAGCCCGAUUUGACAUAUUUGCUGAAGCAGACAGAACAACUUCUGAAACCACAUGACUUCCUUCUCAAAGAAUCCAAUCCUGCUGCUUUUCCACUUGUCACCAAAUCAGAUGAGUGCAACAGUCCUACAAGAGCUUUAAACCAAAGAGUUUUUUUCUCAGAAAGUGACAUGCAGGAAGUUCAUGACUGUACAGAGAUCACACAUAACACAGAAGAGUGCUGCAAUUUCAAUUGUGAUCUGUGUGAGUUAGACUUGGACAGUCUGGCUCCAUACAUUCCAAUGCACGGAGAAGACUUCUUGCUAACUCCCGUUUUCGAGGGGACAGAGGACAGCGCUCAAUCGUUCAAUAGUCCACAUCAAAAACUGGACCCUCGGCUGCAAAAUUCAGAGGGAACAGUCUUUCAUCCUUUAAAGAGACUUACACAUACCAAACAAAGUGUCAGUCAUUAUUUUUUCACAAACAGAAACAACGAUACUGACCUGAUAUCAACACAGCAGUGGAAUGAGAGUCUAGAUCCUGUGAACAGAAACUCAAAGGUUUAUAAUUAUAAACAGAAUAAUUAUCAACGCUUCUCUACUCAGGGUGAGACAUAUCUUUGGAGGGAGGAUGCACUUAAAGUUUUGCAACGUCCCAACAGAACACACUGGACUUUUGAUGGAUCAACACCAAGGCUAUAUGGCGGAGACCCAAAUACUCUUGGAAUUAAGUUCAGAUCGCUUCCAGAGAAUCCCAGGUGUCAUCCUCAGAACAGAAGAUACCGUGCUGAUGUAAAAGCGUUCCCAGCACCAUUGACACUGCCUGUGCUGAGCGGCUGGGAGUGUGAGGUCAAUGCGCCUCUUGACCCCACAUCAUAUUUGCUCCAAGGGACAGAAAUUAUAGCUGUUUUGGACCAAGUUGCCUCAAGUGUGCCUUGGUGCUGAUACAAAACAAAAUGCAACACUAAAAAUGUGCAUUGGAAUACAAUUUAUCACUUACAUGCACUUGGUCUUUAAUGCAUCUUUAUAAUAACAGCACUUGCCAGUAGUCAACACCAGCAAGCAUUGCCUUAAAGAGUACAUUACUAAAACCUGUGUGAUUGUGGUAAAGUCUGUAAAAUUGUAUUAAUCUAAUAUUAGGCUUUUGCACUUCCUUCAGAGGUUAUGGUGUUAAGGCCCAUCUUCUGCCAUUGCUGUGUUGCAUUUUUAAAAUAUUCUAGAAACCUUUAUGAAAAAAACAAGGAUUUAUUGUUUGCAUUGUCACAUUUAUGUCUCGAUUCACUUUUUUUACUUUUAAAACUUUUUAAUAUGACGUCAGAGUGUGUUUGGCGCUCUUAAUUGUUCCCUUAACAUCUGGUUUAAAUUUUAUUACAUGGUAUAUUAUUAAUAUACCAACUAAUAGUUGGUACAUAGUAGUUUCAUGCAAAUUUAAUAAAGUUUUAAAGUUGUGUUCUAA
Messenger RNA from Carassius auratus (goldfish), 3621 nucleotides. RefSeq names its product hypoxia inducible factor 1 subunit alpha, like 2 (gene hif1al2). The transcript has 14 exons. The coding region runs from base 1404 to 3110 and encodes 568 amino acids. Gene Ontology annotation, biological process: cellular response to hypoxia; regulation of transcription by RNA polymerase II. Lineage: Eukaryota; Metazoa; Chordata; Actinopteri; Cypriniformes; Cyprinidae. Gene Ontology annotation, molecular function: protein dimerization activity; DNA-binding transcription factor activity, RNA polymerase II-specific; RNA polymerase II transcription regulatory region sequence-specific DNA binding. The record is from RefSeq and is a predicted model, not a curated record.